AUGUUAUCUCAAAACGCUCCGUAUUCUAAUUUACAAAGCGAUGUACUGCUACUUAGCAGAACGAACGGACCGCAACCAAGUGAUCGUUGGAAGACCAUUAUUAAGAUAACUACGGCUUUCAUUGGAGUUCUGAUGGUAACAACACCUAUUGUUUUUGGAUUAUCCGGAGUUGUUGGCAAUAGUAAUCCAACAUCCGAAUUCAAGAAUAUAUCGUCAACUACUGAACAAUUUCCCGAAAAGACAUCUACAGAUUUUGCCACGACUAUUACGAGAGUAUCUGAAAUGAACACAACUUUUGAUACAACUGCUGAAGAGAUCACAACACAAAAUAAGAUUAUCCAAUUAAAUCCGAAUUCCGGGUACAACUACGUCAAAUUCACGUAUGACAUUCUCAACAACACUUAUUCACAUGAUAAUGAGGAUGGAUCACCAGUAGCGCCAUAUUUUGUUGAUAAAAUCGAACGAGUAGUAGACAGAAAGAAAAAUGAAGCCUAUUUGCACCAGGAGUUUCCUGACGAUUUUUCAAAUAUGUAUUGGGCGUUCAAUUUGAAGAACGAUGGAAAAUCAGUCGAAAAAGUUGUCAUCUCAAUUCCUGGAAUAGAAGAAAUUGCCAAUAAUAGAGCAGGAGUUGUUGAAGCUUGUCCAAAUUUUCUCAUAAAUUGCAUCAAUAUUCCAAUAGACAAAAGUUUAACAAUUGAGCAGCACAUGGAUACGUUAUACAUAAGCAUAAUGCUGCAGAAAGACAUUAAAGUCUUGAAAACAAAACUGGAAGGCACGAGCAAUGUGGAGAGUUUUUCAAUUGAAGUUUACUGGAAAAAUACGACUAUGGAUUUUUCAACAACAACUACACCUGGAAGUAUUGCCACGAAAAAAUCUCCAACUUCAACAAUCACGGAACCACAUCAUCAACCUGACAUCUCUUCAACACGGGUGACUGAACAUCAGGAUAUUGUCCAAUUGAAACCGGAAACCGGAAAAGACUAUGCAAAGUUCACGUACGAUAUCAUAAGCAACACAUAUUCACAAAAUUUUGAAGAUGGAUCCCCAGUUAAGCCAUAUCUUGCUUCUAACGCUGAGCGAGUAGUAGAUAGAAGAUCGAAUGUAGCGUAUAUACAUAUGAAGGAGCCCAUCAAUAAGCGUAUUGGAUUUAUCAACUGGGAAUUUGAUUUCAAAUCCCCUGGAAGAACAGUAAAAAAAUUGGAUAUUAAACUGGCAGGAAUGGAUGAGAUUGCCGAUAAUGACGGAACAGCCAAUGCUUGUCUACACGUUUCAUUUAAGUGCACGGCUAUUCCGAUAAACGGAAGCUUGACCAUUGAGAAGCCCCAGUUUAAUAAGUUUUUCAUGCAAAUUGAAUUGCUCAAAAAUAUAAAAGUAUUCAAAACUGAACUUAACAAUAGAAGCAGUGUCGAAAGUAUUUCUAUUGUUGUCUACUGGAGUUAAAUAAGAUUUUAUUCAGUUUGAAAAAAAUGCGAAACUUACUCAAAUUUGCUGUACUUGGAACACUACCUCGGCAAUUCCCGGCAACUUCUUCCCCAAGUUUGGGGUUUUCCAGCUUCUUACCCAACUCUUGCCAACUUCUAACCCAGAGCGGCGCCCAACUCUUGCCCAAGGCUUACCCAAGUCUUGGCAACUCCUUAUAAAUGUUUUUAUUUUUUGGGCAAGGCUUGGGUAAGAAGUUGCGAAGCCUUGGGUAGGAAGCUGGCGGCAAACGCCGAGUACUCCUCACAUUUGCGUAUGGGUCCUACAAACUUCCAAACAAGAGCAAUUGCAAAGAAGUCACUAUUGGAAAGGUGUUCACCUGUCUUUACCGAGCCGGAGAUUACAUGGCAAAAACAUUAUUUCUAGACAUAAAGAAGGCAAGCAGUUUGUUGGAAUUCAGCAAAUCAUGCAAUGCCAUGCAAAACUGUCUUGAUGCUCUGAGGUGUGGACAGGGAACUGAACAUCUUGCGAUGUACGAAAAAAUGAGAGGGCAAUGUGUGACCAUGCACUUCUUUUCAACAGACGUUUUCUCUUGUCUGACUAAGUUAGAAAAUUCGAAGCCGAAACCUGAAUGCUAUGAGAAAUGGGACACUAAAUUAGUCAACGAAGAUUUAACAGAAGUGAGCCCAGACAAAUUGUGUAAGAAAAUGUUUGGAAAAGACAAUUGUAUGAAGAAAGUAGUCAAGGAAACUUGUGGAGACAAAGAUUGGCAGCUACUUCUGCAACAUUUCAAUGAAGAUACCCCUGGCCUCAAGCAUUGUGACUUUAGCAACGUUUAA
Messenger RNA from Caenorhabditis elegans, 2258 nucleotides. The record is from the annotation of a RefSeq genome assembly. NCBI's taxonomy places the organism in Eukaryota, Metazoa, Nematoda, Chromadorea, Rhabditida, Rhabditidae.